AUGCCACCAACAAGGCAAGCACUUGCAGCAUUCCUGCUUCCCAGAGAAGGGACUGUGGCUCCUUCGGUUGGCCUUGAAACUCCAGCCUAUAUGUUAAACUCGCAAUCGCUCGAACAGGCUACCGAAGGGGAUGUGACACACGACUUUUUCCAGAAUAUCAGCCCUUUGGUUGAGCUCGCUUUCGGCGACUCGUCGUACUCUAUUCCUCAUCCCGGCUCUUCCCCUGUUCGUGGGGGGCCUAAACUCAAGCCAUGA
This is a messenger RNA of Penicillium samsonianum, 255 nucleotides long. RefSeq lists its product as uncharacterized. Bases 1 to 255 code for a protein of 84 amino acids. The record is from RefSeq and is a predicted model, not a curated record. The transcript has a single exon. Lineage: Eukaryota; Fungi; Ascomycota; Eurotiomycetes; Eurotiales; Aspergillaceae.